This is a messenger RNA of Falco peregrinus (peregrine falcon), 1902 nucleotides long. RefSeq names its product phosphoglucomutase 1 (gene PGM1). Gene Ontology annotation, molecular function: phosphoglucomutase activity; magnesium ion binding. Lineage: Eukaryota; Metazoa; Chordata; Aves; Falconiformes; Falconidae. The record is from RefSeq and is a predicted model, not a curated record. Gene Ontology annotation, biological process: carbohydrate metabolic process. Gene Ontology annotation, cellular component: cytosol.
CCCGCCCCGGGCCGCGGCCGCCCGGAACUGGCAGCGGCGGCCGGCCAUGGUGCGGAUCGCGGCGGUGAAGACCCAGCCGUACGGCGACCAGAAGCCCGGCACCAGCGGGCUGCGCAAGCGGGUGACCGUCUUCCAGAGCAAUGCCAACUACACCGAGAACUUCAUCCAGAGCAUCCUGGCCACCGUGCCGGCGGCCGAGCGGCAAGAGGCCACGCUGGUGGUGGGGGGGGACGGCCGCUUCUACAUGAGGGACGCCAUCCAGCUCAUCGUCCGCAUCGCUGCCGCCAACGGGAUUGGCCGCUUGGUCAUUGGGCAGAAUGGCAUUCUGUCCACCCCUGCGGUGUCCUGCAUCAUCAGGAAAAUCAAAGCCAUUGGUGGAAUCAUUCUGACAGCCAGCCACAACCCCGGUGGGCCCAGUGGAGAUUUUGGCAUUAAAUUCAAUAUUGCCAAUGGAGGCCCUGCUCCUGAAGGUAUCACAGAUAAAAUUUUCCAAAUCAGCAAGAAAAUUGAGGAGUAUGCAAUCUGCCCAGAUCUCCACGUGGACCUGAGCACCAUUGGGAAACAGCAGUUCGACUUGGAGAACAAAUUUAAACCAUUUACAGUGGAAAUUGUGGACUCGGUAGAAGCUUAUGCAAAUAUGCUCAGGAACAUCUUUGACUUCAAUGCAUUAAAGGAACUGCUUUCAGGGAAAAACCACCUCAAGAUUCGCAUAGACGCUAUGCAUGGAGUUGUGGGCCCUUAUGUAAAAAAGAUCCUGUGUGAGGAGCUUGGAGCCCCAGCAAAUUCAGCUGUGAACUGCACCCCGCUGGAGGACUUUGGUGGCCACCAUCCCGACCCCAACUUAACCUACGCUGCUGACCUGGUCCAGACCAUGAAAACAGGAGAGUAUGACUUUGGAGCUGCCUUUGAUGGAGACGGGGAUCGCAACAUGAUUCUUGGGAAACACGGCUUCUUUGUGAACCCCUCCGACUCUGUUGCUGUCAUCGCUGCCAAUAUUUUCAGUAUCCCUUAUUUCCAGCAGACCGGCGUCCGUGGCUUUGCCCGGAGCAUGCCCACCAGCGGGGCUCUCGAUAGGGUGGCCCAUGCUACAAAGAUCGCUUUGUAUGAAACUCCAACUGGCUGGAAGUUCUUUGGAAACUUGAUGGAUGCAAACAAACUGUCUCUGUGUGGAGAGGAAAGCUUUGGUACUGGCUCUGACCAUAUCCGUGAGAAGGAUGGGCUGUGGGCUGUCCUGGCUUGGCUGUCCAUCCUAGCCACCCGCAAGCAGAGCGUGGAGGACAUCAUGAAGGAUCACUGGCAGAAAUACGGCAGGAACUUCUUCACCAGAUACGACUACGAAGAGGUGGAUGCAGACGCAGCUAACAAAAUGAUGAAGGAUUUGGAGACAGUGAUGUUUGACCGUUCCUUUGUGGGGAAGCAGCUAUCGUGUGGUGACAAAGUCUACACGGUUGAGAAAGCUGAUAAUUUUGAGUACAGUGAUCCUGUGGAUGGAAGCAUCUCCAGAAACCAGGGCCUGCGGCUCAUCUUCUCCGACGGCUCCCGUAUCAUCUUCAGACUAAGCGGUACUGGCAGUGCUGGAGCAACCGUGCGGCUGUACAUCGACAGCUAUGAGAAGGAUGCUCAGAAGAUACAUGAAGACCCACAGGUCAUGUUGGCACCUCUCAUUUCUAUUGCACUGAAACUUUCACAGCUUCAUGAAAGAACCGGCCGCACCGGUCCGACCGUCAUAACCUAAAGCCUUGGUCAGACAUCAUGCUGGAGUGCACACAGGCCGACUUCCUUCACUCGGUUGCCCCUUUUAUCGUCAACUCUGUCACUAAAAGAGGAAUAUUAGUUUUAUCUCUGUAUUUAAGAACACUAUUGAACUCCUAAGGAUAGACAAUAAAACCCAGCCCCUGUCAA